Molecule: messenger RNA, 1470 nt
Organism: Sporisorium graminicola
Lineage: Eukaryota; Fungi; Basidiomycota; Ustilaginomycetes; Ustilaginales; Ustilaginaceae
Exons: 1
Coding region: 1-1470 (489 amino acids)
Source: RefSeq, a predicted model, not a curated record
AUGCAAGUCUCUGAUCCUCCUUCGGUCGGCAAGGAUCCUGCUCUUGGCGAAUCAGCAUCGCAGCAAAACGAGUUCGAGAUUCUGUCGCAGCACAGAGUCGACACGUCAAACGAGCGAACCCGAGCUCUUGAAGCUUGUCGAAACAUCAAAGAAGAGAAGACGGACCGUGACUUUGACUUGCCACCCCUGGUUCGGGGCGCUGCCGCGUAUGAAUCGCUUCACCUUCUACCUUCAUAUCGAGCGUCAGGGAGCAAAAGUCAGCCACACAAUUCAGCCUUCGACCGAGGUCCAAAUCAAGACGCAUCUUCGCUCUCGUCCACUGAAUUCUUCCCUGGGGACUGGAGUCCGCUCCAGAUGCCAGACAACGCGCCCAUGCUACCGAGUCGCGAUGCCGAGAACCGUAGCUUCUUGCAACAACAGCUUCCACCUUACAGCUUUCAAACCUCCGGAAGCGUCAGAACGCCGCAGCACUCGAAUAUGGCUCCAUCUUCGAGCAGCGCUGCAGAGCUCGAUGCAACCUUGUCGUCCACUAGGUUGGCCAAGGCGGGACGAAGUCUCGCUCCCGCACCUCGAGACAACGAGUCAAGUCGGCUGAGGGACAUUGAAGAGAGCAUCAAUUGCUUCUGGCUUGUGUCGGAACUCCGCAUGAGCCAAGUACAGGAUGAGCUUAAGGACAUCUCGGCUCGUGUUGGAAGCGGGCUCGUGGAGAAGGAGCAGAUGAGCGAACAGAUGGCGCAGGUCCUUCCACUCCAGGUCGAGAUCGCUCAAAAGGUGGUUCGUGCUGCCGAGGACAGGAGGGUCAUCUAUGGGCGCAUCAAGUUGCUCGAAGAAGCAUCCGCUGCUUGGCAGAAAGAGCUGAAGACCAUGCUCGAAGCCAUGCAGGCCGAGUUCCGAGCCGGAAUGGAAUUGGUUCACGAAUUUGCCGCCAAAGGACGGAAGCCGCCACCCGCCUCAAAGACCAGGGGCGAUACCGCAGCAACGGCAACAGCAGCAGCAGCAGCAGCAGCAACGGCAACGACCCCCGCAUCCACGACAACGACCGCGAAGAACAACAAGAGAGCGAGUCCUUCACGCAAGAAGACAAAUCUUUCGAAUGGCAAGAAGGCCAAGCUGUUCUCUGCAGAAGACGAAGAGAGUGCGGCUCCAAGUGCUUUUACUGCCGUCGAUCUGAAUGCCGUGGUCAAGCAAGGCAUUUCGGAUUCGAGCCACGGGAUCAAUCAGCAGCAGCAACAUGCAUACGAUCAGCAACAGCAGCAGCAGCAGCAGCAGCAUUACAUGCUCCGAUCCCAGCCCGCUGUAGCGUGGUCACGCGAGAACCACUCUCAAGCUCAAUCCCAGCCGAUGCUCCCCAGCCAGACUGAUCUUGCGCUUGAUCAGGUGCAACUCGCACCUCGACCUCGCACUGCCGUGCCUUUUCCGCACGACUUCCAGCCAAGUGUGGGUUCGUUCGAAAUAGCGCUACGUCGCUAG